This is a messenger RNA of Hansenula ciferrii, 909 nucleotides long. It is a transcript of the gene MBA1, whose product is annotated as Mba1p. Gene Ontology annotation, biological process: protein insertion into mitochondrial inner membrane from matrix; inner mitochondrial membrane organization. Gene Ontology annotation, cellular component: mitochondrial inner membrane. NCBI's taxonomy places the organism in Eukaryota, Fungi, Ascomycota, Saccharomycetes, Phaffomycetales, Wickerhamomycetaceae. Gene Ontology annotation, molecular function: ribosome binding. The record is from RefSeq and is a predicted model, not a curated record. The transcript has a single exon. The coding region runs from base 1 to 909 and encodes 302 amino acids.
AUGUACAGACCUAUCGGAAAUAGCUUGGUGAUAGGUACCAGAAGAUCCACCACUGGUCUUAUUUCUACAAGAACCUCAAUCAUUUCAUCUUACCAAUUUUCAACAACUACAAAAACUCAAAAAGAAGAAUCAAAAUCAAAAUCAAAAUCCAAAAAAAGUACUGGUCCAGCUGAUAAAAAUAACAUUUUUGAUCCUCGUGUUAUAGGGCUUACUAGUGAUCAAUAUAUCCCAAUUUCAUGGAGAAAUAUUCCAAAUCCUUUAAGUUCACCAAGAUUAGCUUGGAACGUUGUAUUAAGAAAAAUUUAUACUGUUGGUAUAAAUACUAUUCAAGUUGCCUUAUUACGUUAUCAAACUGGAUUAAAACCAAAAUUCCUAUUAUGGAAAAACAAUGCAAUUGAAAACUAUGUUCAAGUUAAUAAAUCAUUCGCUUCUAAAACAGUUAAAGAUGUUCAUUCAUCAGUUUCAAUGUGGGUUGAAGAAUCUUUAAAAAAUAGAUCUGCUUCAAUUCCAAAUAAUAUUAGAUUAUCUUGGAAAUUAGUUAAAUUUAAUGAAACCCCAAAAUUAAUCACUUUUAGACCUUUAAUGAUGCCAGGAAGACCUGUUGAACAUGUUCAAAUUGUUUAUAGAUUCAACACUAAACAACAAUUGGUUAAAGUCAAUUUAGAUAAUAAUAAAACUGAUAAAAUCACAAGAGAUGUUACUGAUCAUGUUGGUUUCUUAAUUGAUUUACAUACAAAUGAAACUAUAUUAUGUGGUUCUGUUUUCGAAAAUGCACCAACUGAUAAAAUCCCAAAACCUGAAGAUAUUGAUAGAUCUGUUAUUAUAAAAGAAAUGCGUGAACGUGGUGAUAUCUUUAGAUCUCCACCUCCAUCAAUCGCAGAUAAUUCCAAAAUUACAAAAGAUGAAUAA